CAGACAAAGCUUUGAUGAAAUAAAAUCAAAGUCGGUUCGAUUAAAUAAACCGAGUUGGGCCAAUUCUACUAUCCGUAAGAAAAAGAACGAACACGACGGCGUCUGUGACCGACCGUGUAGAAGGGAACUCGGUCGGGGAUUUACAUGUCCGAAAUUCGAAGAAUCUCGUGAGGAGGAAACUGGAUAAAGUUAUAAUCUUUGGAGUCAAUCACAUCUCUGAAAACAAAACCCCAUCUCCUCAAGUUUGUAUUUAUCCUUCUCCAGCCAUGGAUUUCGUCAGGGGCCUUUGGAGGAACCAUAGAAGAAAGAUCCUCGUGACGACGGGUUGUUUGGGAAGUGGGUACUUGCUCUACAGACUAUACAACUCCCAUACUCGUAGGCUUGCCGAUUUGCAACGGCAACUCGCUAACGACCGUGAACAUGACGAAAACAUCAAAGCUCAAAUGAAAGCCCAUUUCGAGAAUAUUCAGAUGAUAGUGGACUCCACCACACUGCCUCACGCGAUGCAGUGUUUGAGUAUCUGUAUAAGGGAAGAGAUUGAUGUCUCUAGUGUUAUGGAGAGGCUGAACAAAGGGAAAGGGAUGUUGAGUCAGUCCGAGAAGCUUCAUCUCUGGGACGAGCUCAAGAUUUUGAGUUUCACUAGGAUGGUUUUGUCUCUGUGGUCCGUGACAAUGCUUAGCUUGUACAUUAGGGUUCAAGUCAACAUUCUAGGCAGACAUUUGUAUGUUGACACCGCACGAGCUCUUGACACCUCCUCCCAUUUACUUGAAGAGUUAGAUCUCAUUGAUAGAGAUGAUGAACAGAAGUUCUUAUCAAGUGCUGAUUUUCUUGUGACCAAUGCAAUGCCGAGUUUGAUUUCAAACAUGCAAAGUGCUGUCAGUGAAGUUCUUAAAGGAAUGCAGUUAAAGGAUGUAAUCACCACAAGAGUUCUUCAAGAAACCUUGUCACGGAUUGUGGAUGAGUUCAUGUGCACUGGAAGUCCACAUCACUGGGUUGAUUAUCUAAUGAUGCCUCAAGACGCAAAGCUUUCAAGAAACACAAGUGUUGGCUCUUCUGAUGAAACUGUGAGCAAGUUUCAUCAACUUAUGGUCGAAACGCGAGAAGUACUAACCAGCACUGAGUUCACAGAUAUAGUUGAGAUUUCGCUCAAGUGUUUCACGGAUGCGUUGGUAGAGGAAAUGGAAACGCAGAGUAUAGCCGGUGGUUUGGCUACGGGGAUGCCAUUGGCAAAGAUGUUACCACAGAUUGAGAAGAUCAUACCUGUGAUUACAGCUGAACCUGGAAAGAAUCGGUUCUUACAAGUCAUCAGAGAAAUGUCUCAAGUUCAAAUCUUUUUUACUCUUUUAUACGCUAGUAUGCCGCAGUAGCAGCUUUUGCUUGUUCUCUUCAGCGUUCUCUAAAUUUCAAAGUGUUUUAACGUUUUGAUUUCUUCUUUGGGGUCUAGUUAGCAUGUAGAAUCAAAGUUAAUUAUUUGGUUAAAGAAAGAAAACAAUUUUUUUUUA
Molecule: messenger RNA, 1502 nt
Organism: Raphanus sativus (radish)
Lineage: Eukaryota; Viridiplantae; Streptophyta; Magnoliopsida; Brassicales; Brassicaceae
Product: peroxisome biogenesis protein 3-2
Exons: 7
Coding region: 267-1367 (366 amino acids)
Biological process (GO): protein import into peroxisome membrane
Cellular component (GO): peroxisomal membrane
Molecular function (GO): protein-macromolecule adaptor activity
Source: RefSeq, a predicted model, not a curated record